GUGCAAGAAGGGAAAAAAGCACUACCACACUCGCGAGGAACACAAGCACGAGCCUAAGCCUGAGCACAAACCCGAACCAAAGCCCAAGAACGGCAAUGACAAGGACCAGUAUAAGAACAAGGACUCGGAUAAGGGGGUACGGCAAGCGGGCUGAGUGGGCUGAGGCCGACACUGAGGCCGACACUGAGGCCGAUGCGUGGGCCGAGUGGGAUGAAGCUGAGGUCGACGCCGAAGUCGACGUUGACGAAAUAGUGGAGUAGUUCCAUGCUGAUAGCUUGGGUCGACAGCAGGACUGGGUGGGAUGAGGUCGAGGCCGAGAACGACAAGUCUAAAAAGCUUAUGCCAAAGACGAAGCCCAAGAUGCUCGCGGGUCUCAAAAGCAAGAUGUCGUUCUGGGUCUAUGGUCCUGCUUCCGGCAUUCCAUAUCGAUGUGGCGAAUAAUGACUGCUGGCUCACCUGUGGGCUUACAUCCGGUCAUUCUCGUUUCCUUUUUCUUGUCUCGGUUUUGGCUAUUUGAGGGGCUCUCUUUCUUGCUUUUGCUUUUUCUCGUCUAUCGUAGCAAACAUUCACGGUUCGUGCUCAUUGCAAUCUCAUUGUUUCGUGUCAAGCACACCAAAACAGGUGCGCAGAAAUGAAAGAAGGAACUCGGAAUAGGUAGAAAAGUUGUUGAAAAGAGUCUUCAUCCC
Cryphonectria parasitica EP155 is the source of this 686-nucleotide messenger RNA. RefSeq lists its product as uncharacterized. Lineage: Eukaryota; Fungi; Ascomycota; Sordariomycetes; Diaporthales; Cryphonectriaceae. Bases 302 to 517 code for a protein of 71 amino acids. The transcript has a single exon. The record is from RefSeq and is a predicted model, not a curated record.